This is a messenger RNA of Physcomitrium patens, 3698 nucleotides long. RefSeq lists its product as uncharacterized. Lineage: Eukaryota; Viridiplantae; Streptophyta; Bryopsida; Funariales; Funariaceae. Gene Ontology annotation, molecular function: core promoter sequence-specific DNA binding; RNA polymerase II cis-regulatory region sequence-specific DNA binding; bent DNA binding. Gene Ontology annotation, cellular component: snRNA-activating protein complex. The record is from RefSeq and is a predicted model, not a curated record. Gene Ontology annotation, biological process: snRNA transcription by RNA polymerase III; snRNA transcription by RNA polymerase II.
CACUGUGCAAAAACAUCUCAGAGCUCCAGGCCAUUGGAACAUUGCCGACCAUGUCGAGCUCUUCUUCAUGAGGGGCUGGGGUUUCACGAUCGCGGUGCCUCCCUUGCUCGGCUGCAUUGCACGAGUUUUUAUUUUAUUUUAUUUUAUUUUUCCUUCAGUAUGCUGGUGCAGUUGGCUUCAGAACACAGGCUCUGUGAUUGCUCACAUGAGAGCAAUACUCUGAUAUUCUUUAUCUGUUCGUCGCAAGUUACGGGGCAGAGUUUGCACGUGGGGUUUAAGAGCGCGAAAGAGUGGUUUUAGAAGCGGGGAAGGCAUUUGCUAGUGUACAUGAUAUGAGUACAAUUGAGCGAGGCCGUAUUGAAUUGGAGUGCGAGCUUUGGAGGGUUCAGUAGAGAAGAAUUGUGUAACUUCGUCCCUCUUGUUCUCAGAGUAGUGCAACUGCCCUAAAUCGUCGACUAAUUCCCACGCUUAAUGUCCGCUUUUACAGUUCGAAUGUGUUUGAGUUCAGCUUGAAUGGUUAACAAGCCGGUUUAGGGUUUUAUCCAUUAGAUGAUGCGCACAGAGCUAUUGGAAAUCGUUUUGCGAUUUGAAACCCUGAGAUUUUCGGUGAGGCCUUUGGAAGGUUCAAUUUAAUUUAGCCUAAUUUAAAACAUCGGCCUAGAUUUGUAUUACUACUUCGGCUAGAAGUAAUGGGGACUACGACGGGUGUAGCAGCACUGGGAGCGCCUGGUGGACCUUUGUUUGUGCCAGGUUUUGUGUCAGGCUGUCUCAGCGUGCAAGAACUUCAUCGAUCCUGGCAUACUCUUAUUACUGCACUUGAAUCGGACUCUCGCGUCAUUGGAGCGGGCGAUGACGACGUUGACGUAUCAGUUGAGGAUUUGAAGGUUGUCACUGACGCGCAGCUGGUUGAGAAAGCUUUAGCAGAGGUGCUUGAUGAUACGAACUCCACGUUGCUCGCCGAUGGAUCACGUGCUGAGACAGGUAGUAAUAUGGCAUUGGAUCAGAGUAAUACCUGUACGCUUUUGGAAAACGAUUUACGACAAGCCUCGACGGAGUUGGCUUUGAACCCAUCAAUUGUCAAUAGAGGUGGUGCACAGGAAGGGCAACCCGAGGAUACGGUGCCAGCUGAAAUGUUAUUGGCGUUGAUGGGUAGCAAUUGCGUCACCGCAAAAGAACCCGAGAAGAAAAAUUCACGGUCGCGGAAAAAGAAUUCAGAGGCUCCGAAACGAAAGAAAGGAAGGCCAUAUGAUCGAAGUCGGGGUGCCUGCGCUGCAAAUGUGGACGAUGCAGCUGUGAGGCGAGAGGAAGCCCUUAUAAGAAUGAAGCAGUGGAGGGAAGUCGAAAGAAGCAAGGCAAACCUACAUGCCUUGCGUUUCAAGCAAGAGCGAGAAGCUGCAGACGAAGAUAACAAGACUCCACUUCGAAGAUGGAGGUUCUUUACUUCUGCUUUGCAUUUUCCUACAAAAGCUCCACCAGACCCAGAUAAGAUGGAAUCUCUAAAACUUGAUGAAAUUAUUUUUGUAGUUGAGUUUUAUCACAAUCAACGAAAACAUGACAAGAUGCAAGAAUUUCUGGUUCUUGGGAGUCAGUUUCUGUCUGCUUUACGGGACCGGCUCUAUUGUCUCACUGAUGAAUUAGCUCGCAAGAGCAAUCUCGACACCAAGUCCAGCUUCUUCUUGAUCGAGGAUGUAUUUUACAACGAUUUGCGAGAUCCAAAUGCCAAAGACUACAGCCAGCCUAUCCUGCAGUGGGCGGCAGAAUCUAGGGAGGCAACAGAACGGUGGAACAAAGACCUUGGAAGUAAUCCACGAGCAGUUAUUCCCGCAAUUCAUUCUGAAACUGGUCAACUUCCUGAUUUUCGUGACUCUUCCAUGGAGUACACUCGUUUCUAUGACUUGCAUUUGCGGGUAGGAGCUCAAUACCUCUACUGCCACCAGGGAGAUUGCAAGCACAAAGUUGUCGUUCGAGACAUAAGACGUGCUCAUGCCAAGGAUGUGCAAGACGUGGCAGCUUAUCCUGUGCUAAAGUGGCAUGCUCGGGUACGGCACCGCAAGUGCAGCAUUUGCAAUAUCUAUCAGGCUCGAAAGGUGACAUACGAGGACAAGCUGGCCCCUGCUUGCCCGACUUUCUUUUGUGAGCAAUGCUAUUAUUUGCUGCACUACAAUAAGGAUGGCUGUCUUCUUUAUAAUGAUUUCAAGGUGUACGACUACUACCACGAGUAAUUGCUGGGGUCAACAGGCAAGCUUGUUAGAUGCUUUGGGUAUAGCAAACAACCGUAUAACAGGCCUCGCACAAUCUUUGCAUAUUAUCGUAUGGUAGCGACCAGGGGAAGAGACAUGAUUUGCUAAACGAAGUAUGUACCCUUGAAGCAGUAGCAACGCGGCAGCGUAGCAAUGCGAACCUAUUAUCAAGGCAUGGCCGUUAACGAUGAUUCAGAUUUUUGUCAAGCGGAAUAGACAGAACUUGUUCCUAGAACCGAGUUAUUCGAGAGAAGAAGCACAGAUCAAAACAAUUUUGAGAACCUAUUUGGGUUUUAUACAUCUGCCAAAGUUUCCUAUAUUAUUUAUGUCACUUGCAGGAUGUAAAACCAUCAACUUCUUAAGGUGUCCAAGCAAUAUGCAAUCACAUUAAAGAUUAUUGUUACGUGUCAGGCUCACGUCAACCAUAUGGACUUUAAAGCAACUGCUGUGUUCAUUCCCUUCCCCGUUACAAUCCAUUGUCUUUGUGGUUUGACACUAGGACCAUCUUCUAGUCACGAAGAAAGCGAUGUAUUAGGCACAUUCGUUCUGCUCAGAAGCUUUGCAGUAAUAUUACGCUGAAUAGGCUCAAGGGUCGAAUUUUACCAGUACCUUCAUGCAAACCAUGACGAAGAAAAUCUAAAGUCACAGUUGUAGGAAAUGUCAGUUGUUUGUAGCCAUUACUGUCUAUAUCUUCACGUCUUUCCAGUGGAAAAGUUCGUCUCUCUUUCUGGGUGGUGUAAUCGCCAGUUUCUACGUGAGUUAGUCUAGCCAGUACGCACGAAGUUCUUGUCUAGUAUGCGCACCCACCAAUUGCUCAUCACAGCAUCUCUGAUGUUUACUCGAGAGUUAGUCAUUUGCACUGAUGUGUUAAGAACAGGUAUCAUCAUUUAUCUUGUGAAUGUGUAAAGCCAACACAUUUUCAUGGUCAUUUUGAUUUCGGGACGUCCCUAUUCCUGGCAAGAUGACCGUUUUUCCUGGGAUGAUAUCCGUAAUGGUUCAUAAAAUACAUCAAAUAAGUAUUAUUUUGAGAUAUUAGAGACAGAUAUGGAGAAUCACUCCAUUAUUUUACACUGCAACAAUAGGAAGGUACGUAUUAUAAUUCUUAAACAGGUUAGGAUUUCUUCAGUAGGGGAAAAUGACAUGACGUGAUUUUAGUUUGAGAUUUUGAAUAUUGUGCCGUAAUUGACAAGGGGGGCACAGAUGGGAUGUUUUGAAGCAUCCCACAGGUUGUCUUGUGGGUUGCCUCCUCAAAGUGCAAUAUUGGUUGUUGACGUCUAUCUUUGAUAAGUACCGUCGCUUUGCUAGGGCCAAAGUGCGGAUGCCGGAUCAACAGUUUAUUGAGCAGUUUGGUGUUCCGCCUCUCAGGCAGGCUAGAAUGACCUAGCUCUAUGUCCAGUCAUCAGUGAGAAGAGAAUCUGGCCGUCAUAGCUAAUCAUAAGCUUCAUUUUUUGAGCUCAA